AUGUACGGGAUUUCAGGCCAGGCAAUCACUCGAGAAAGCAAUGCUCCAACGAGUGUUUGUGGUCAUCAGAUUGAUAAAGGUUGUGUAAUCCUGCCCGAUGUCUACUCCAUUCACUACAAUGUUGAUCUCUGGGGUCCAGAAGAUCCUAAAAUCUUUGUUCCCGAACGUCAUUCUGUCAAACGUCAUCCUCUCGCUUACAUGCCAUUUGGCGUGGGACCUCGAAAUUGUGUGGGAAUGAGAUUCGCUUUAAUGGAAUUGAAAAUGUGUUUGGCACGUCUGUUGCAUACAUAUACAAUUCAACCUGGUGAUAAAUUCAAAGAAGGCAUGACUCUAACGGAAAAAUUAGUAAUUACACCACAGGCCAUCAAUGUACGGCUCGAGAAACGGCUGAAUUAG
Molecule: messenger RNA, 396 nt
Organism: Didymodactylos carnosus
Lineage: Eukaryota; Metazoa; Rotifera; Eurotatoria; Philodinida; Philodinidae
Source: the annotation of a GenBank genome assembly